AUGCGAGACUAUGCGGCAACGUCAGUAAGAAACAUGCUACUCGAAAGUCUCAGCGAAGAUAUCAGGUGCCUGGCCAUCAUUGUGGAAGACAAUUCAAAGAGUGCUUUGGAGAAACACCUCAGAUUGACCAAGGAAGCAAUGUUAAGACAAGUAGCCGCCGCAGAUUCGAUCAGGAAGGACUACGAUUACCUCAAAGGUGAAUUAUGCAUGUUGUCAUCUGGAGAACCACAUGAGCAGAUCAUUGUCACAAGCGCAUUACACUUCACUGCUAGAGUGAUCAAAGAACGGUACUUAGCUCUAUGUACACGGUUCUCACUCCUUCACAAGUGCUAUGCUUUCCUUCCUGGCCAUCAGAUACAACAGGCGGGCACAUCGAAAACAAGCAUGCAAGCGUUCGACGAUAUGCUGCAAGAAAUGGACUCACACAUGAAAGUAAUCGAGGACCUUGUCAGAGAGACAGCGAACAGACAACACAGUGCAGAGGUGAACCUCUGUCAAACAACGUGUAGGACCGAAGCGGACAGACGCAUUAUAAGGAUCCUCUAUGACAAGUUAGCCAGACGAGACGAUGAGAUCCUCAACUUGAGUAACAUAAUUGCCACAAUGACCUCUGCGCAAGAACACAAUGUACAGAAUACAAGCGUAGAAUGCCAAGCAACCCCCUCCGUGACCACAGUUGAAUCUCAGACGGAAUCAGUAUUGUAG
Molecule: messenger RNA, 705 nt
Organism: Cylicocyclus nassatus
Lineage: Eukaryota; Metazoa; Nematoda; Chromadorea; Rhabditida; Strongylidae
Source: the annotation of a GenBank genome assembly